This is a messenger RNA of Ostertagia ostertagi, 510 nucleotides long. Lineage: Eukaryota; Metazoa; Nematoda; Chromadorea; Rhabditida; Trichostrongylidae. The record is from the annotation of a GenBank genome assembly.
AUGCCUGUUCCUCGGGAAUUCAAAUACAGCUGGACCUCAAACAGUCCCAAAUGUCCCAUCUACACCUUUCAAAGAUCAACUGCAAUCCUCGGACGUGUCGGCGCGCUCUUCUCCCGUGCUUACUUCCCUCAACAGCCUGUGCGCAAAACGAUACCACUACCUCCCGCCCUUCCGAAACGGAAGCGUGUGCAAUCUACAUCCACCACGUCUUCAUCUUUACCGUCUACUAAUGUUCCUGAUGCGGAACAAAGUGCGACUAGCGUAUCCAAACAAUCUGAUAGUGACCAGCGGAAGACUGCUUCCCCGUCCAUCUCAUCUGAGUCAGCUCCUAAAGAACCAUUUGUGCGGCCUCAUGGAUUCGAACGUGGUUUGACGGUCGAGCGCAUCCAUGGAUUCAUUAAACGAGCUGAUCUUCUGUUCGCAGUAGUGCAGUUCAAGAACUGUGAUGUCGUUGAAAUUCUCGCUACUCAGAUUGUCAAGCAUUAUGAGCCAAUGGUAAGAAUCUAUUGA